AUGCCUGCGGAUACUGUUGGAAAGACUAUUACCUGCAAGGCGGCAGUUGCUUGGGAAGCAGCUCAAGAACUCAGUAUUGAGGAUAUUGAGGUUGCCCCUCCUAAGGCGAAUGAAGUGAGAAUUGAAAUUUAUUAUACGGGAGUUUGUCAUACUGAUGCAUACACACUUUCCGGCAAAGACCCCGAGGGAGCCUUCCCAAUUGUUCUCGGACACGAGGGUGCUGGUAUUGUGGAAUCUGUCGGUGAAGGUGUAACAUCUGUUAAACCAGGAGAUUACGUUGUCGCUUUAUAUACCCCAGAAUGUAAAGAAUGUAAAUUCUGCAAAUCUGGUAAAACCAACCUUUGCGGAAAAAUCCGUGCAACUCAAGGAAAGGGUGUCAUGCCAGAUGGUACAUCCCGUUUCAAGUGCAAGGGUAAAGAUCUCCUCCACUUUAUGGGAACAUCUACUUUCUCUCAAUAUACCGUCGUUGCCGAUAUUUCCGUUGUCGCUAUCACCCCAGAUGCUCCUAUGGACCGCACUUGUCUACUUGGUUGCGGUAUUACUACCGGUUACGGAGCUGCUGUCGAAACCGCCAAAGUCGAAGAAGGAUCUACUGUCGCUAUCUUCGGUGCCGGUUGUGUUGGUCUCAGUGUAAUUCAAGGAGCUGUUCAAAGAAAGGCUUCAAAGAUCAUCGUAGUUGAUGUAAACUCAUCCAAGAAGGAAUGGGCUGAUAAAUUCGGUGCCACCGAUUUCGUUAACCCAACUGAAUUGAAGGGCCAAAGUAUUCAAGAGAAAUUGAUCGAAAUGACCGAUGGUGGUUGUGAUUACACUUUUGAUUGCACUGGAAAUGUUGGUGUUAUGAGAGCUGCUUUGGAAGCUUGUCAUAAGGGUUGGGGUCAAAGUAUUGUUAUUGGUGUUGCUGCUGCUGGACAGGAGAUUAGUACUAGACCAUUUCAACUUGUCACUGGACGUGUCUGGAAAGGUUGUGCAUUCGGUGGUAUCAAAGGUCGUUCCCAAUUACCUCAAUUGGUUGAUGAUUACAUGCAAGGUAAAUUGAAGGUUGAUGAGUUCAUUACUCACAGACAACCUUUGAAGGGAAUCAACCAAGCAUUUGAUGAUAUGAAGAAGGGUGAUUGUAUUAGAUGUGUGGUUAAUAUGAGAGAAUGA
Molecule: messenger RNA, 1146 nt
Organism: Botrytis sinoallii
Lineage: Eukaryota; Fungi; Ascomycota; Leotiomycetes; Helotiales; Sclerotiniaceae
Exons: 6
Coding region: 1-1146 (381 amino acids)
Biological process (GO): formaldehyde catabolic process
Cellular component (GO): cytosol
Molecular function (GO): S-(hydroxymethyl)glutathione dehydrogenase [NAD(P)+] activity; zinc ion binding
Source: RefSeq, a predicted model, not a curated record